This is a messenger RNA of Myzus persicae (green peach aphid), 547 nucleotides long. RefSeq lists its product as uncharacterized. The transcript has 2 exons. Lineage: Eukaryota; Metazoa; Arthropoda; Insecta; Hemiptera; Aphididae. Bases 201 to 530 code for a protein of 109 amino acids. The record is from RefSeq and is a predicted model, not a curated record.
UUAGACGCGGCGUUCAAACGCAGCGUUCAAAACGCUGAAUCUAUAUCUUACACACCUAGCGUACGUUCGCGGUUUUCAAACGCGCGGGAAAAAUAUUUUUCACUACGCACGCCUCGGAACUUGCCAAUCGUUCAUAACUCGAGUUUCGUUCAGUACCAUCACACGAUCGCGGAAUUAUAUUUUUGCUUUUUACUGAAAAUAUGGACGCCUUAAAUAACUUAAAUGAUGCAGAAGCUGUCUGUAUAGUGUAUUCGUUGUAUAAAAUUAAUAUGAGACAAAAAAAAGAUAAAAAAAUUAAGCGUCGUUGGUGGGUACAUCCACUUAACUUAAAAAGGCCGCGUGAAGGACAGUUUCAAGUAACUUUUUUGACAUUAAGGAAAUAUCCAGAAGAGUUUUUUAAAUAUUUCCGUAUGUCAAUUAAAACAUUUGAUGAGCUGUUAGAUAUCAUUGGAAGAAAGUUGAAAAAGCAAGAUACUGUGUUACGGUUAUCUAUUCCACCUGAAGAAAGACUAACUGUUACAUUAAGGUAAGUGACUAAUUAUUAGUA